Molecule: messenger RNA, 3852 nt
Organism: Myripristis murdjan (pinecone soldierfish)
Lineage: Eukaryota; Metazoa; Chordata; Actinopteri; Holocentriformes; Holocentridae
Gene: igdcc4
Product: immunoglobulin superfamily, DCC subclass, member 4
Exons: 21
Coding region: 1-3852 (1283 amino acids)
Biological process (GO): cell-cell adhesion
Molecular function (GO): protein binding
Source: RefSeq, a predicted model, not a curated record
AUGGACACCAACUGCCGUAAAACUUCUCAGGAGAAGAAGAACCAGAACCAGAACCAACAUUGGUGUGUGCCAGAGAGUCGUGCAGCCUUUCAGAGCAUUACCCAGCCUCUUCAUCAGGAAGUGAUGCUGGGGGAGAAGCCUGUUUCGGUGGAGCUGAGCUGUGGGGCUGGGCCCAUCCAUGUGGUGCUGGAGCCAGGACUGCCCCUCCUGCUGGACUGCAAGCUUGGGGCCAGCGACACACCUUUCAAUGUCACCUGGCUGCAGGAUGGCCAGCCCCUGCCUCUGGAUGGGGGCGACUUCAUGCAGCAUCUGCCCAACGGAUCUCUGCUCCUGCUCCCUAACUCUAAGGAUGGCAAGCCGCCUCAGGGAGUGGAGGGGGGAUACAACUGCAUCAGUGCCAGUGCCUUUGGAGCCCUGACCAGCCGAACCAUCACCGUGCUUCUGGCAAGCCUGUCUCAGUUCCACCAGGACCCAGCAUCCCAAGUGGUGCCCGCUGGGGAUGAUGCCCGCUUUGAGUGCCAGAUUGAGGGAGUGCCCACACCUGUUAUUACUUGGGAAAAGGACCAAGCGGCUGUUCCUGAGAAGCCAAGGUUCAUUUCCCUUCCUAAUGGGGUGCUCCAGAUUUUGGGGGUUACCAAGGAGGAUGAGGGUGCCUACCGUUGUGUUGCAUCCAACUCUGCCAGGAAGCUCGUCAGCCAAGAAGCCAGCCUUACUGUCAUAACAGGCUCUACCCAAGCCCUGAACAGUGUUGUGAUUGUGGCGCCGCCUCAGAAUGCCACAGUGGUGCUGGGUCACCCUGCUGUGAUGGAGUGUAUGGCGCAAGGCCAGCCAAAACCUCUGGUAUCCUGGAGCAGGCAAGAUGGAAAGCCCAUUUCCACUGAUGUGGUCGUCCGGGCAACAAACUUGGUGAUCCGGGACACCAGGCGCCAUCAUGCUGGUGUCUAUGUCUGCCGAGCCAACAAACCCAAGACCAGAGAGUUUGUUAUUGCUGCUGCUGAGCUGCAGGUGCCUGCCCCUCCAAUGAUCCUCCAGCCACCAGAGACAGUGUCCCUGUCCCGGGGGAACACAGCCAGGUUUGUGUGCAACAGCUCUGGGGAGCCUCCUCCAGUGCUGCAUUGGCUCAAGAAUGGCCAGCCCAUCAAGUCAUUCAGACGGGUGAAAACCCAGAGCCCUGGGGUGUUGCUCAUCAACCAACUGGCACUGGAGGAUGCGGGUUACUACCAGUGUAUCGCGGACAACAGCCUGGGCACGGCCUGUGCCACUGCCAAGCUGACAGUCAUCGUGAGGGAGGGUCUGCCCAGCCCUCCACGCCAUCUGUCUGCCACGCCUUACUCCAGCACCACAGCCCUGCUCACCUGGGAGAAACCCGAGCACAACUCAGACCAGAUCAUCGGCUACUCUGUGCACUGCCAGCGUGCCGCAGGCUCAGACAAUGUGGAGUACCAGUUUGCGAUGAACAAUGACACCACAGAGUAUCAUGUGAAGGAGCUCCUUCCCCACACAGCCUACACCUUCUUUGUGGUGGCCUACUCUCCCAUGGGUGCCAGUCGUCCCUCCCUGCGUGUCACUGUGGAGAUGCUCGAGGAUGUUCCCAGUGCGCCUCCUCAGCUGUCUAUUGCCAGCACAUCCCCCACAGACAUCAGGCUGAUGUGGCAUCCCUUGUCCUCACAGCACAGCCGAGGAGCUGUUACCCGCUACCGCAUUGAGUACAGCACUCUCGAUCAAGCAGACAAUGUGUUCUCUGUGGAGGUGGGAGGUAAUGAAACCCAGUUCACCCUGAGAGAGCUGCAGCCCAACCAGGCCUACCGCCUGAGGAUGGCAGCUGGCACAGGGGCCGGCUUUGGGGUCCCAUCAGAGUGGGUGCAGCACCACACACUAGCCCACUACAGUCACAGCAAUCACAGCAUGGUGAUCUUCGCCCCCACUGAGCUGAAAGUCCGAGCCAGAGUGAGCACUCUCAAUGUCACAUGGCAGCCCUCACCCAAUCACACACAGAUCUCAGGUUAUAAGCUCUCCUGCAGAGAGGUGGAAGCUGAGGAAGCAGCCAAUGGGGAAAGGACGACACAGACCCACACCAUCAGGCUCCGUAAGAAGGCCAGGCAUCAUCUUCUCACUGGGCUGGUCCCUGACCGGCAGUACGAGGUGAGGGUAUGGGCUUUCAACAAGCAGACAGAUGGGGCAGCUGCCGUGUGGAAAGGAAGGACUGAAAAGGCUCAUGACAGAACUUCGUCACUGCCCAUGGGGAGCCCCCCUCCGCUGCCCCCCAGCAGUGUCCAAGCCACAGCCAACAGCUCCACCUCCAUCUGGCUGCGCUGGGAGAAGCCACGUUUCAGCAACGUACGCAUCAUCAACUACACAGUGCGCUGCAGCCCAGCGGGCAUCACCAACGCCUCGCUAGUCUCCUACCACACCAGCGCUGCUCAGGAGAUCCUGCUGGGGGCGCUGAAGCCCUUCACCCGCUAUGAGCUGGCAGUGCAGUCCAAUGGGGUAGACGUGGUGGGACCCUUCAGUGGCACCGUGGAGGAGUCCACUCUGUCUGACCGGCCCUCCUCGCCUCCGGAGGAGCUGCAGCUGAGCGCUCUGGACGCCUCCUCUGUGCUGGUGAGCUGGCGCCCUCCGCUGGAGCCCAACGGUAUUGUCAUCAGCUACAGGAUCCUGUACAGUGCCAACCUCAGCCAACCUGAGCACUUGUGGAAGAACCUCUCUCAAGAUGGGACCAUAACCAAUAUGGAGGUUCAGGGUUUGUCAAGUGACACCCGCUACUUCUUCAAGCUGGGAGCCUCUACUGAGGUGGGACAGGGGCCUUACUCACCAGUAAAGGAUGUACACACUCCCCCUCAAAAAUAUGAAUUGGACAUCCAUGCAGUGACAGGCAUUAUUGUUGGUGUGUGUCUGGGGCUGUUGUGUAUCCUCCUCUGCAUGUGUUUCAGCUUCCGUAACAGCAAGGCCAGGGAGAUAGCUGGGGGGCUGGACUCCACAGCGGUGCCCUCCCAGUACAGGAGAGGAGGCUGGCCAGUGCCCUCCUCUGCGCCAGAGUGCAGUGACUGCCAUGAACUGGAGACGCUGAUGCCCCCAGGCAGCCAAGAGCCUGGCCAGCCACUGGCAGAGGCCCCCGAGGAGCAAAGCCUAAUUGCUUGUGCUGGUCCAGGGACCGCGGAGGACAGCCUCGCAUCUGAGCCCAAGCCUGCUUGGAACGGUUCUGUGAGUUGUAACUGGGCCAACAGAAUCACCAGAUACAGAGACACCAUCACAGAUGACUCUCCUACGCUCAUCAAUGGAGGUGUCAGCAUGCUAAGUGAUGAUAACGGCAAGGACUUAGAGGAUCGUUUGUGCACAUCUCUGUGCAGUAACCAAGUCGAGGCAGAGGUCAUUGUUCACUCAGAGCUGUUGGAUCCGGAGAGGGAGAAAGAGGAGGCAGAUAUCGAUGUGGAGGAGGAUUCUGACAACACCAGGAGACCCUCGUUGUCUGAGGGUAGCUUUUCCCCUGUGAGCCAGCAUAGCCAGCCAGGAAAGGAGGAGCCUAUAGAGAAACUGUCAGUGGCCCAAAGCCCCUCGGGCCCUUCCCCGAUGAAGCUCGUGCCUAACCACAACAGGGAGCUUGAAGGCACGGAAUCCCCGCUGACUGGAGGCGUAGAGCUGCACCAGGACGUGGGGUUGACCAACGGCUUCCACUCCCCCAAGACCCUGCGGCCUGAGCUGAGGCCCGAGACUCUGGAGAACAGGGACUCCAGACACUGCCCCUCUGCACCGGGGAAGGCUGUGUCCUCUGGGAUGCCUCUGCCCCCUGCUCCCUUUGUCAGCUCCGGCCUAGUCCACACUACCUCAGCUGCACACACUUACCUUUGCCCUUAG